AUGAUUCCACCCUCUGCAACAAGCCCUAUCAGCGAUGCUGCACUCUUGUCCAGUGUGGCUUCUCAGGAAAUCUGGAGGUCACAAGUUCCAGGCUAUUCUGGGUCGGUCACACGGCACAUAAGUCAUCGGGCCAACAACUUCAAGAGACAUCCAAAACGGAGAAAACACAUCCACCCUUCACCACCGCCACCGCCAAAUACUCCAUGUCCUAUUGAUUUGAUUGACUUUGUGGAUCGCCAGCCUCAGAGGUCUUUCCUAGAACUCCUGUUUAAUGGGUGCAUUCUCUUUGGGCUUGAGUUCAGCUAUGCCAUGGAAACAGCCUAUGUUACCCCUGUGCUGCUUCAGAUGGGGCUUCCAGACCAACUUUAUGGAAUGGUGUGGUUCAUCAGCCCUAUACUAGGAUUCCUGCUACAGCCUUUGCUGGGGGCCUGGAGUGACAGAUGCACAUCAAGAUUCGGGAGGAGAAGACCUUUCAUUCUGGUCUUAGCAGUAGGAGCGUUGCUUGGGCUCACCCUUAUGCUGAAUGGCAAAGAUAUAGGGAGUGCCUUGUCUGACACUCCGACUAACCAUAAAUGGGGGAUCAUUCUUACGGUGUGUGGUGUUGUCCUCAUGGACUUCAGCGCAGAUUCAGCAGACAAUCCCAGUCAUGCCUACAUGAUGGAUGUAUGCAGCCCAGUGGAUCAGGACAGGGGCCUCAACAUCCAUGCUUUAUUAGCAGGUCUUGGAGGUGGCUUUGGUUAUGUUGUUGGAGGAAUACACUGGGAUAAAACCAGUUUUGGAAAAGCUGUGGGAGGGCAACUUCGUGUCAUCUAUGUCUUCACCUCAGUUACACUGACUAUCACUACUGUACUGACUCUAAUUAGCAUUCCAGAAAGACCCUUAAGGUCCUUUAGCAGGAAGAAAAAGGUGAUGAAGAGUCCAAGUCUUCCUCUCCCUCCUUCUCCACCUUUUUUAUUUGAGGAGGGUGUAAAUGAAAACUUUGCUUCUCAUAAUGCAGCUGACUUGUAUGAAAGUUUUACGAGUCCUGUUUCCCCCUUCAGCCCACUCACACCCAAAUAUGGCAGUUUUGUCAGCAGAGACAAUUCCUUGACAGGAAUUAAUGAGUUUGCAUCAUCAUUCGGGACUUCACAUAUUGACAGUGUGCUUAUAGACUGUUUUACAGGCGGGCACAGUAGUUACUUAGCACUUCCAGCUAGCUUGCCAAGGCAGUCUGUCAGCGUCAGCUUUCCUCGGGUGCCUGACAGCUGUUACCAAGAAAAUGGAGUUCUGGAGCAAGGCGAGAGCAGCGCGAUGCCAAGGCCUGACGGUGAGGCACUGAGAGUGGGCUCACUGGAUGCAGUUAAGCCACGGUCGUCAGGGAUCCUGAAAAGACCUCAGACCUUGGCCAUUCCAGAUAUUGUAACGGGACACUGUCCAGAAAAUAGCAGAAGAAGAAAUGUAACCUUCAGCCAACAGGUUGCGAAUAUCUUGCUGAAUGGUGUUAAAUAUGAGAGCGAGCUGAACGGAUCAGGCGAGACCUCCGAGCAUCCACUCUCCAUGAAAGCGCUUUGUUCGACCAUCUGCCAGAUGCCCAAGGCUCUUCGUAACCUCUGCAUCAACCACUUCCUAGGAUGGCUUUCUUUUGAGGGUAUGUUGCUCUUCUAUACUGACUUCAUGGGAGAAGUAGUGUUUCGAGGGAAUCCAAAAGCACCUCACAACUCAGAUGAGUAUCAGAAGUACAACGCUGGGGUCACCAUGGGCUGCUGGGGAAUGUGCAUCUAUGCAUUCAGUGCUGCUUUCUAUUCAGUGUCCUUUGUGGCAUAUUUGGCAUUUGGGCUGGGCACGGGGCUGGCCACACUCUCCAGAAACGUGUAUGUGGUGCUGUCGCUAUGCACUACCUAUGGCAUCCUCUUCGCCACACUCUGCACGCUGCCCUACUCCCUGCUCUGUGACUACUACCAGAGCCGUGAGUUCGUAGGCUCACAUGCGGAGGGCACUCGGCGUGGGAUGGGCGUUGACAUCUCCUUGCUGAGCUGCCAGUACUUCUUGGCACAGAUCCUUGUGGCCCUGGCCAUGGGGCCGCUGACAGCAGCUGUGGGCAGCUCCAGUGGCGCCAUGUACUUUGCCAGCCUGAUGUCCUUCCUGGGCUGUCUCUUCUCCUCCCUCUGUGUCACCUACGAGUCUCCACCUACUGAGGAGCUGCCACCCACCGAGGAGCAGCGCCCGCUCUUGCCUCGUGCGCGGAACCAGUAAAUGGAGAAG
Messenger RNA from Apaloderma vittatum (bar-tailed trogon), 2241 nucleotides. RefSeq names its product solute carrier family 45, member 1 (gene SLC45A1). Lineage: Eukaryota; Metazoa; Chordata; Aves; Trogoniformes; Trogonidae. The transcript is spliced from 8 exons. Gene Ontology annotation, cellular component: membrane. The coding region runs from base 1 to 2232 and encodes 743 amino acids. Gene Ontology annotation, biological process: transmembrane transport. Gene Ontology annotation, molecular function: sucrose:proton symporter activity. The record is from RefSeq and is a predicted model, not a curated record.